GGCCACGAAUUUGACGGCAAUACCUCGAGUGAGCUUUUGCUAUGUUUCAUUGUAUUCCAUUUAGAAAACAUGGGUGAUCGUGGUUGGUGAAGCGAUAGUACUAUAUCAGGGUCUCUCCGCCAUCGCCAUCUGAAAAUGUUUAACGCGCUAAAGAAAUGGGCGAAAGGGGGCAAUGAAGAUUCCAAACUCAACACUCCAUUGGGAGUGCGUGCGAUGGGCCAGGCGUUACAACGAAAGUUUGCCCGGGGCGUUCAGUAUAAUAUGAAAAUAGUUAUAAAAGGAGACAGAAACACUGGAAAGUCCUGUUUGUUUCAAAGACUUCAAGGAAGACCAUUCAAUGAACAGUAUAUUCCAACAAAUGAAAUUCAGGUUGCAAGCAUACACUGGAAUUACAGAACCACUGAUGAUGUUGUGAAGGUGGAAGUCUGGGAUGUUGUAGACAAAGGGAAGAGAAAAACAUCUCACUCCAGCAGUCUCAAGCUAGAGAAUGAUACAAAGGAUAAGGCUGAAAAAGAUGGCACAGUUUUAGAUGCAGAGUUUGUUGAUGUAUACAAAGGAGCUCAUGGUGUUCUGAUGGUGAUGGACAUCACCAAACCAUGGACUUUUAAAUAUUUGGAGAGAGAACUUCCAAAAGUUCCAGCUCAUAUCCCUGUCCUUGUGCUGGCCAACCACCGUGACAUGGAAGAACAUAGAUUAAUCCCUUCGGAAGAGGUCAUUGCAUUCAUUGAACAUAUGGAGAGACCUGACAGGUGCCCUCCUGUGCAUUAUGCUGAGACCUCCAUGAAGAACGGCUUUGGACUGAAAUACAUUCACAAGUUUCUUAAUCUACCUUUCUUAUUGUUACAGAGAGAAACUCUUAUGAAACAGUUGCAAGUCAAUGCAGAAGACACCGAGUCAACUCUUGAAGAACUGCAGAUUCACAAGGAAUCCGAGGAGCAGAACUACGAAAAGUUUGUGAGCUUGAUGGACCGAAGGAGAAAAGAACACGAAGCCAAGAAGGCUGCCGCCGCGGCUGCUGCUGCAGAAGCAGAUGGUGAAAAGACCGUGUCACCAGGUUCUCCUUCAGAAGAUAACAGAACAGGGAAAACUCCGAGUGGCGGUACUACCUCUAACGGAAGUUCUCUUAACGAGAAGGCGUCGCAGAAAAUGCCGUCAGCAACAAGUCAGGAACCUGAUAAUGAAGCAGCUCUGCCUCAGAAUGGCUUGACACAUUCCUCCACCAACAUCGACGAGUUUAUACCCGAGGAUGAAUUAGACGCAGGGUUUUUAGAUGAAGACGGAGGGCCAAGAGGUAAAAAGCGCACAAAUAAAUCUGCAGCUAAGAAACCGCCGCCGAAACCUGUGGAAGCGGAACAGAACGAGAGUGACGAUAGUGAAAGUGACAGUGAAGGACGUAACCCAAUGGUGGCGGGAUUUGCUGAGGACAUAGACUCCGACGAUGAAGAUAUCCCACCUGUUGUUAACAAUCACGUUGAUGAAGAACUCGAUGAUGAUCCUUUUACAACACCAAAGAAAUCCAACACAGCCUUGACUGUUGAGUUAACUUCAAGCGAGGAAGACAUAGAAGACGAAGAGGACAAAGUUGAGGUGGAAAAGAGAAAUGAUGGAAUGAAGAAAGGAAAGGAGGAACUGAAGACUGAUGAAACGCAAAAAAGGGAAAGUGGAUCCAUGAAGUUAGGCUUUGAAAUACCAGUCAAGUCUCUGAUGACAGAAGAACCUGUUGUAGAUGGUCUUGGUCUUGCAACAGACGACGUCGAUGAUUGGCUGAACUCGCCUGAUACAAAUCCCAAGACUCCGUUUCGUGCUGACAAAGACUACAAUACAAGAAAAAGCGACACUCCUGUCAUACCGGCAGAUGAUUGGGAACAGUUCAUGGCUUCACAAAUGAAGCAACAAACCAGAGUAGCGAAAACUGCAUCUAACUCUUUAAUAGACAUGGGCCUCGAUGGAGAAGACAAUGGAGAUACAAAUGAAGAAAGUAGAAGCCGUAAAAAGAAAGAGCACAAGAGUGGCGAGAAAUCUAAAAGUAAACAUAAACGAAAGCAUAAGGAUAAAGGGGAAGACGGAGAGGAUAGUGAAAAGAAGGAGAAAGAUAAAGAGAGGCGAAAAUCGCGACAUCGAGAAACCGAUGAAGGAAAGGACAGGAGGAGAAGUCGAGACGACGAAGGCGAAAAGAAAAAGAAACAUCGUAGCAAGCACGGUAAAGGGAAAAGCGAGGAUGGUGUGCAAGGUGGCGUGACAUAUGAGGAACUAUGAUACAAAAGGGUUCCCUUCGUUUUGGUGUCUACCUUGCCUCCUCUGCCAUCAAGUGUCACGGUGAUGAUCUAAUUAAACCAAGAGUGUAUCUGACCGCGAUGAAAAACAAAAAUGGGCUUGAACAAAGCUGGAUAUGCAGUUGGUAUACUGCUGAAUAUGUUGCUGAAAUGACUCAGCUAUGUCCACUGUCUGUUGAUGUAUUUUAUACCAAAUUGAAAUUGCUGAAACUUAGUGCGAUCACAAUAUGGUUGAGCAAGAUCCCUAAUUGCGGAAAGCUGAAUGUAAACUUGCAUCGAGGUGGUGAGACAGCGCUUUGCAAUGAAUAAUCUCGUAUUCCUAAUUUUUUACGUAUGAACGCAAAUGACAUUUUGUAAGUUUGUUUUCUAAAGAUGAAUAAUUAUUUGUGUUAGGCUGCAACAAAUUAUGUAAUAGGGAGACUGAACCGACCAAAUGCUUAUUCUAAUCCCUUAAUAAGCAUUCUGUGAAGUUUGUUUCAAGUAGGAUGUUUUUGUGUUAGUUCUCGUUUUAGUGAAUGGCUAAAAUUUUUCUUAUUCGCGUAUUGCGACGUUUAUACCCAACACCUCGCGUGUUGCUGUAGAGAACCUACAUCAUCAAAUUUAUCCCUAAAGUAUCACCCCUGAAUCAAAUAAUAAGGUUAUGAGGAUAAAGAAAACUUUCAUCUGUGAUCGUGAACUCAAGAGCUCUUGAUUGUUCGACAAAUUCUCCUUCCAAGUACCAUGAGAAACGCACGGAGAACAGUGAGGAGA
Pocillopora damicornis (cauliflower coral) is the source of this 3023-nucleotide messenger RNA. Its product is annotated as rab-like protein 6. The record is from RefSeq and is a predicted model, not a curated record. NCBI's taxonomy places the organism in Eukaryota, Metazoa, Cnidaria, Anthozoa, Scleractinia, Pocilloporidae. Gene Ontology annotation, molecular function: GTP binding. Gene Ontology annotation, cellular component: nucleus; cytosol.